AAACAGAAGUAAACAUAGCAAAAAAUCAUAUCGUAGAUGAUUGAAAUUAAGGCCAAAUUGGUGCGUGCCGACUCGGCCAUCUAUGCCACGGGCGAACGCGUAGAGUGUUUGAUUGAAUUCACCCACAAAGUCUUUGCCGACGAGCAGCCGCCGUCCAAUAGGAAUGCCAACGAAGCAGGGUACGAGUUUCAGCCAAUGACGCGAAUUAGCUUGUUAAAUUCCAUAUUUUACAGCCUGGAGAACCUUGCCUGGGCCUCGGCACAGCUUCACUGCUACCGCAAGACCAGCUAUUCCACGCCCGCAGCGGACAAGACGCAAGAGCUGACCGAGCUCAUAGGAAGAACCGCCUUGGACGCGGUGACUCAGACGCCCGGAGAGGUGAUUGUGGCUACCAAACCGAAGAUACUGUUCUGCGACCUAAAGCUGCAGCCCGGCGAGACCAAGAUAUAUUUCUUUAAUGAAUUUGUGCCGCGCGAUGGUCCGCCCACAUAUCGCGGCCACGACAUCAGAUACUUCUACAAGAUCACCAUAGCCACGCAGCGGGUCAAGUCCAAGGUUCAGACACUUACAGUGCCCAUUCGCGUGCUUCCCAUUCCCAUUAUAGCCCGACCAGACGAGCUCCCGGUGACGGUCGAAACCAACGAGGAAUUGGCGCCCACCAAUCCCUUCCUGGAGAAGCGUGAGAUAAGCGAACUGGAGAUAUCCUGGCAUCAUCUAAAGAACGUGACUGCACGUCGGGCUCCAAAGUUCUAUCGCAUUUCGAACAAACGUGGGUUCGUUGGCCGCUUCUGCCUGUUCAAACCCGCCUAUAAGCUAGGCGAGGACAUUGUGGGGAGCCUGGACUUUGAUGGCUGUCAGGUGCGCUGCGUCCAGUUCUCGGUGAAGCUGCAGCAGCAGGAGCUUCCUAUCCGUCCACAGCCAGCACAGGCCCUGUCACAGUCGCAGUCGUCUGUCGGGGACGAUGCCUCCUCCAUACAAUCCUUUGACAUGGCCAGCAUAGCCAGCGGCGUGGCGGUGGACAGUAUGCACAGAUCGGCCACUUCGGGCAGUGCCCGGGAGAAGGACACACCAGCGCCUACUGGCAAACUCUCGACCAUCGCCACCACGCAUCAGGUGUGCUAUGCCACACUGCAGACGCAGGUGGUGGUGCCCAUUCCCCUCCACGUGACGCCCACAUUCCGUACCGACCUCGUCGAUGUGAAGUGGCGGCUGCAUUUUGAAUUUGUAACCAGCACGAUGAUGGAUUUCGGCGGCCCCAAUCCUGAGUCCGGUGAACUGAAGGCGCCCGCCGAGAUGCCCGUCGAGACGAUGGUGUGGAAUCUACCGGUCACCAUCUAUGCCGCCAAUCCGUUGCAGAUCUAUAACCCCAAUCAGACAUUUAAUCUUUUAAUUAAGUAAUUGCCAAGCAAUGUAAUAAAUCUAAAUUGAACAAUUGAACGACUA
Molecule: messenger RNA, 1443 nt
Organism: Drosophila persimilis
Lineage: Eukaryota; Metazoa; Arthropoda; Insecta; Diptera; Drosophilidae
Product: RAB6A-GEF complex partner protein 2
Exons: 3
Coding region: 37-1398 (453 amino acids)
Biological process (GO): retrograde transport, endosome to Golgi
Cellular component (GO): Ric1-Rgp1 guanyl-nucleotide exchange factor complex; Golgi membrane
Source: RefSeq, a predicted model, not a curated record